Dimorphilus gyrociliatus is the source of this 1734-nucleotide messenger RNA. NCBI's taxonomy places the organism in Eukaryota, Metazoa, Annelida, Polychaeta, Dinophilidae. The record is from the annotation of a GenBank genome assembly.
UAAAAUCGAGAUAUUCUUCACGUGUGUUUUUGCAUCAGCCGGCGAGGUCAAAAACUUUUCCCUCUGUUUAGCGUCAGAAUGGAUCCAAAAAAGAUGAAUGAAUUUGCUGGAAGGGUAAGGGCAGGUGGAAAGGGUGCAGGAAUUGGUUUAGGCUUUCUAGCAGCCGCUGGAGGUCUUGCCUAUACUUUAUAUCAAUCAAUGUACACAGUCGAAGGUGGUCAUCGAGCCAUUAUUUUCAGCCGUCUUGGUGGUAUUCAGAAGGAUAUCUAUACCGAAGGUCUUCACUUUAGAAUUCCCUGGUUCCAAUAUCCAAUAAUAUACGACAUCCGAACAAGACCAAAGAAGAUUUCUUCUCCUACUGGCAGCAAAGAUUUGCAAAUCGUCAAUAUAAGUCUGCGUGUCCUCUCUCGUCCGGAUGCAGCAUUUUUACCCCAAAUGUACAGACAACUGGGUAUUGACUUUGACGAAAGAGUAUUGCCGUCAAUUUGUAAUGAAGUUCUUAAAAGUGUCGUAGCAAAAUUUAAUGCUUCCCAAUUGAUCACUCAGAGACAACAGGUUUCUCUAAUGGUCAGGCGCGAAUUGACUGAGCGUGCCAAAGAUUUUAAUAUUAUUAUGGAUGACGUUGCCAUUACGGAAUUAGCUUUCAGCAGAGAAUAUGCUGGAGCUGUUGAAGCCAAGCAGAUCGCUCAGCAAGAAGCUCAAAGAGCUCAAUAUGUCGUUGAGAUGGCUAAACAAGAACGACAGCAGAAAAUCGUUCAAGCUGAGGGUGAAGCUCAGGCAGCAUUGAUGAUUGGUGAAGCCAUAUCGCAAAAUCCUGGAUAUUUGAAGUUGAGAAAAAUCCGAGCAUCACAAAAUAUUGCCAGAACAAUUGCGCAAUCAAAGAAUCGUGUAUAUUUGAACGCACAAAGUCUAAUGUUAAAUGUUGGAGAAAAAGAUUUUGACGAACAAGUGGAUUCUUUAACAGCUAAGAAGAAGAGUCAAACUCGCGCGGUCAUGCAGGAACGACUUGAUGUAGAACCGUUGUCCUCGGAGGCUGGUGAACUUGUCUUUAAACGUCAUGUUUAUAUUUCUUAUAACGAUAUAUCUGGUGCAGGAAGCCGAGCACUCUUAGGAAUUGACAUGAAAGUAGAUAGCUACGAUUUAUCGGUUAUCGAAUUAAAGAACAUGAAACCAGCAACAGUCGAGGGACAGUUAAAAUGUCAAUUCGAUAUUCUCCCUUUACAAGUACUUAAUUGCAAAUAUGAGGAGUUCACACUUAUUAUCAUAAACACUGUCUUACCCUCUGAUAAAGUUCAAUUUGUGGCAAACAAAAUUUUUGAUUACUGCGUCGAAGGAAAAGUUGAGAAAAUAGUCUUGCUAAAUGUUCAACAUUUGGAUUUAAGUGAAAAGGCCAGGAGAGAUAUGUAUGAGAAUUGUUUCAGAGGAGCCAAUACUAUGACCGGAAUGAAACCUAUGCCUAUGAAUACUCCUAUAUACGAUCAAUUCCUUAGUACUUUCCUACAAAUGACAUCCAUUGAAAAUAUUCCUACUGUACUGUUAACGAUACCAGGUUUCAAAGCCUAUCCUGGUGGCUGUGCGUGUGAUGAGGACGGUUCAAAACACGCCAUUUCUCUUUUCCAAGAGACUAUUACGAAGUGUACUAGUCUCAAAUUCAAUUUGAAGUUAUCCUGUUCUCUGAUCUACAAGGAACGAAAUGAUCCAGACGGUAACCUGGCAGAAAUGAUGUACGCUUAA